Eucalyptus grandis is the source of this 1458-nucleotide messenger RNA. RefSeq names its product receptor like protein 21-like. NCBI's taxonomy places the organism in Eukaryota, Viridiplantae, Streptophyta, Magnoliopsida, Myrtales, Myrtaceae. The record is from RefSeq and is a predicted model, not a curated record. Gene Ontology annotation, molecular function: protein binding. The transcript is spliced from 5 exons. The coding region runs from base 1 to 1458 and encodes 485 amino acids.
AUGGGGAGUGGAGGCCUGGGGUGCCUGGAAGAAGAGAGGAAUGCACUGCUCAGCAUCAAGGCCGCCUUCAACAGCCCGAGCGCGUCUCCCCUUUCAUCAUGGCGUGACGACAACGGCAACAACUGUUGUGGCUGGGAAGGCGUGGUGUGCGACAAAACCACUUCGCGAGUGGCUUGGCUAUAUUUGAAUAAUACACGGGAUUUCGACUCGGGAGCUUGGGUUGUUAACGCCUCUUUAUUCCUUCCUCUGAAGGAACUUCAAGUGCCGGAUUUAAGUGGAAAUUCUCUAUUGGGUCCAAAUUUGGAGGUGUUGGAUCUUUCGGGUAACAAUUUGGCCAAUGAUGCCCUCCUGGACAUUGUGAGGAUAACAUCUCUUAAGGCCUUAGACAUCGAGUUUGGUGGAUUGAGUGCUUCGAAGUUAUUGGAAGGCUUGUGCGAAUUAAGGAACCUUGAGGACUUGCAAAUUAUUGGUAAUGGGGUUUGGGGUCCUCUUCCUUUGUGCUCAUGCAAUAUGACCUCACUUCGUGCACUUGAUGUUCAAUAUAACAAUUUUAGCGGGGCCAUUCCUUUGUGUCUCCUCAAUAAUCUCAAGUCACUUGAAUAUAUUGCCUUAUCUGGAAAUGCUUUUGAAGGCUCACUUUCGCUUGCUUCCCUGGUUAAUAAUUCUAACCUUGAGGUAUUCCACCUUGUCGACAACCGUUAUCAUCUAGAAGUAAAUACAGAAGACCCCACUUGGUUUCCUUCAUUUCAACUGAAGGUAUUUAGUUUAUCGAAUUGUGUGCUCAACAAAGAUGCAAAUGGCGUAAUUCCCAGUUUUCUGAAGAGACAGUAUGACUUGAGAGGUGUUCAACCCAACCACAAUGGAAUGACAGGAAAUUUCCCGAACUGGCUACUAGACAACAAUGUAAAUUUGGAAUGGUUGGAACUCAUAGGCAAUGAAUUGUCAAGUGCUUUUCAGUUGCCUUCUAAUUUGAGUCUUGCCAACAUGUGGUUGUUUGAUGUGUCUGCUAAUUUAAUUGAAGGAGAGCUUCCAUCUUCGAUUGGUUUUAUGCUCCCGAGUUUGGAAUAUUUGAAUUUUUCAAACAACUUACUAAGUGGUGGAAUCCCUCCCUCAAUGGGCAAUAUGCAACUUCUAGAAUCAUUGGACUUGUCGAAUAAUAGUUUCACUGGAGAGAUACAAGAGACAUUGGCUAAAGAUUGUACGUCACUUGAUACUUUGAAAUUGUCACACAACAAUUUGCAAGGCCAAAUGCUACCGAGAGGGGACAUAUCGCCUGGUAUCUUAAAUAGCUCCAUCUUGACGGUUUUGGAUGCUCUGGCUCUAGCUCCGGCUUUGGUUUUGGCUCUAGCUCCGGCUCUGGCUCUCUUGGCUCUCGCUCGGGCUCUGGCCUUUGAUUCUGGCUCUGGCUCCAGCUCUGGCUCUGUUGGCUCUCGCUCGGGCUCUGGUCUUUUUAGUUGA